Aureobasidium subglaciale EXF-2481 is the source of this 822-nucleotide messenger RNA. RefSeq lists its product as uncharacterized. The coding region runs from base 138 to 725 and encodes 195 amino acids. The record is from RefSeq and is a predicted model, not a curated record. Gene Ontology annotation, biological process: small GTPase-mediated signal transduction. Lineage: Eukaryota; Fungi; Ascomycota; Dothideomycetes; Dothideales; Saccotheciaceae. The transcript is spliced from 5 exons. Gene Ontology annotation, molecular function: GTPase activity; GTP binding.
CUGCCAGCCAACAUCACAUCACCGUUGCCGACUCACACCCUAUCUCCAUAACAUUCCACCUGCGCCUUGGCCUGAUCUCCUGGUCAACUUGCUCACUUUUCAAUACCUUACAGUCUCUUUGUUGAUCAUUCUCCACAAUGGCGGAAAUCCGUCGCAAGCUCGUUAUCGUUGGUGAUGGUGCAUGCGGAAAGACCUGUCUUCUCAUUGUCUUCUCCAAGGGUACCUUCCCUGAGGUCUACGUCCCUACCGUCUUCGAGAACUACGUCGCCGACGUCGAGGUUGAUGGCAAGCACGUCGAACUCGCCCUCUGGGAUACCGCUGGCCAGGAAGAUUACGACAGACUUCGCCCUCUCUCCUACCCUGACUCGCACGUCAUCCUGAUCUGUUUCGCUGUCGACUCCCCCGACUCUCUCGACAACGUCCAGGAGAAGUGGAUCUCCGAGGUCCUGCAUUUCUGCCAGGGUCUUCCCAUCAUCCUCGUUGGAUGUAAGAAGGAUCUCAGACACGACCAGAAGACCAUCGAGGAGCUUCACAAGACCUCGCAAACUCCCGUCACCGAGGAGCAGGCUAGACAAGUCAAGGACAAGAUCGGUGCCAAGGAGUACAUUGAGUGCUCGGCCAAGACCAACGAGGGUGUCCGUGAGGUCUUUGAGCAUGCCACUCGUGCUGCCCUUACCUCAAGAAAGGAGAGGAGUAGCAGCCGCAAGAAGUGCCUGAUCCUGUAAGCGGGCAGGCCCAACUACGCGAUCAACCCCCUCAAGGCAUGGAGAACAAAACAUGGUUUCAUGACCAUGGACGAAGCGCUCUUUUCCAUGUCGCGUC